AUGUCAGUUGGCUCUUCGGUGUCCCCAUCGCUGUCCAGCUGCUCUUCCAACGGCGACAGAAUGUCUCCAUCAGGUAAGGAGAACUAUAUAUCUUGUAAAAUGGCAACGGUACUAAAUUUUGGGCCAGAAAAUGUUGUUUUGGGUACAAAAAAUGGUGUUUUAAGCUUAGAACAUGGUGGUUUAGGCAUUGAAAAAGGUAGGUUUAAGCUUAAAAACGGAUGUUUCUGGCUAAGAGGAUGUUGUUUUAGCUAAGAAAAGUUGAUUUAAGGCUGAAAAAGUUAUGUUUAGUCUUAAAAUUCAAGUUUUAGGCCCUAAAACUAUAAAUUUAGGUAACAAAUCGAAUGCUUUUUAAUAUUAUCAUUAUCAUUUUGAAAAAUAUAUUGUUAGUUUUGUCAUUUUAAAGCUAUAAGGGUCAUUUAUAAUGUAAAAACUGUAAAUUGGGGGUAAUUUGUUACCUAAAAGAUCAACGUUUAGUUUGUUACAAAAACGAAAACAUUUCUUAGAAUCGGGAACGUUUAGUCAUAAGAACGGAAGAGAACGCGCGAAAUGUCAUUUUUAUUUUACAAAUUUUUGGAAUUUAAAAUUUUUUUGAAUUUUGAAAAUUUUUAAAAAUUAAAUUUUUUUGAAAAUUCGAACUUUGAUUUUGUUAAAAAUUGAUUUUUUUACUUUCAGAGAUACCCCUGCUUCAUGUAGACGAAGAAGAGCUCGGAAUUCAACCACUGGUCGACAAAGUGCCCUGCCAAAUCUGCAAACUUCAGGCUUCGGCCGUUACCUAUUUUGGAGUGCCGGUUUGUUCAGGAUGUCGCGCUUUCUUUCGACGUUCAGUGAAGAGCAACAAGAAGUAUCAUUGUUUGAACUCGAGGCUUUGUGGCAAGAAUCAGUGUAAGGAACUUUUGACAUUUUUUAAACAUUUUUUGUCAAAAAUAAUUUUUUUGAAAAAUUUUAAAAAUAUCGAAAUUUUAAAGAAAGUGCUAUUUUAAAUGUAUUUUUUUAAUUUUCUGAGGGUUUUAUGGUCAAAAAACUGUGCUUUGAUAUGCUAGUACCUUUAUUGGUACCUUUUAGUGCUCCUUUGUUAAGUGCUUUCAUAGGUCAGUGCGAGUGCGCUGGACCUAUCAAUCAAAAGCUCUUGGGUUCGAAUCCUGAUGGAUGUAAACAUCUUUUUUGCUGGUUUUAACUAACUUUUUGAUAUUGAAAAGUUUAAAAUAAGUAAAAUACGACUAUUAAAGAUUCAUUAUGAAAGAUUUAUGAAAAGUAUGAUUAAAAGAGUGUAAAAAAUAACUUUUUUUGUCACUUUAGUGGUUCCAAACCGCCGAGUCUGCAAAUACUGUCGCUUUCAACGGUGUAUCGACGCUGGAAUGUUGGAUGCUAGUAAGUUUUUUUUUAACAAUAAAAGUUGAGAAUAGUUUUAAAAUUGUCAGAAUUUUCUUCAUAAUAUUUAAAAUGGCGAGAACUUUCAUUACAAAACAAAAAAGUGGGAUUUGGCGUAUAACUUGUCACCUGCAGGCUGCGCAUGGCUGAUUUUGUUUGUUUUUGCACAAAUACGAAGGAAUUUUAUUUACAAAGGUGAAACGGCAAGAAAUUUCUUUAAAAAAGUUAAAAUGGCGAGAACUUUCUUUACAGAAGCUAAAAUGGCAAGAACUUUGUUUACAAAACAAAACAUGGCAAAAACUUUCUUUCCAGUUUCUAUAACACGCCUUUACUGUUUUUCAGAAGUGCGGAUGACCACUCGUUUAAUGGAAUCGACCAAAAACUUUGACUGUCCCUUGCCCUUCCUCGUCACCAGCCCCACCUCCACGGUGUACCUGACCAACGACGACGUCCUCUCCAGGUUCAUGACUCUAAAACAACGUAUAAUAUCUGAGAGAAAUCGACUUUACGGCCACCGAUUCGAAGCCCAACUCAGCUCGGGAGCUCCACACGACAUGAAGGUGGGCUUGGACGAAUAUGCCAUUUUCAAUCGUGUCAUCAACUCCACCGACAACCUCUUUAACCAGAUUGAUGUGGAGGACUGGGAGCGGCUAAAGUCUAGUGAAUACUCAAUGUGGUGGUCGUUGACGGAGCAGCUAGCUACAACGAUAAGAUACUAUGGUCAUGAGCAUAAGAGGCUGUACAACAUUGAUGGCUCAUAUGCACCAUUAACAAUGGAGCACACCCGAAGACACUUUGGCUACAUCUACUCGAACAUCGAAGGUGAUAAGGACAAUAUCUUUGAUAUCACUAUGGAAUACGUAUUUAGAGUUCAGCUAGCCAUGGCCGAAACUGUGGCUAAGUCUAUGGCCAAGAUCAAUCUGGAUGAUACUGAACUAUCAGCGCUAGUACUGUUGUUAAUGACUAGAAGCUCAUGUCUGGAGAAUGUGAAAGAGAACACGAGGAAGUACCUCAAGUUCUUGAGGGAUGGGACAUUGAAGAGCUUGGCCAACUACGAAAAAAGUCAUGGCCGAGAUGAGGAUGAAAGGAUGGCUCAGAUCAUAUUCUUAAUGACAGACUUUCAGGUAGGUAAAGGGGCUUUUUGAAGUUUGAAAUGAUAAGAAAGGCAAAAAUGACAAGAACUUUCUUUAAUGAGCAAAAAAUGGCAACUACUUUCUUUACAUAGCAAAAAGUGACAAUAUCUUUCUUUACAAAUCUAAAAAUGACAAGAACUUUGUUUACAAGACCAAAAACGCUAUCGGUCGUAUAACUUGUCACCCGCAGUCCGUGCGAGGCUAUUUUAGCCUUUUUAUACUGAAAAAACAAGAACUUUGUUUACAAACAAUAAAAUUGCAAGAACUUAAUUUACAAGACUUUAAAUGGCAAGGACUUUCUUUACAGAACAAAAAAUGACAAAAAUUUUCUUUACAAGGCAAAAUGUCAAGAACUUUCUUUACAAAAUAAAAAAUGGCAAGAAAUUUCUUUACAGAAUGAAAACUGGCAAGAACAUUGUUUAGAAAAACCAGAAUGGCAAGAACUUUGUUUACAAAAGCAAAAAUGGCAAGAACUUUCUUUAGAAAGCAAAAAAUGAAGCAAAUUUCAAUUUUAAAAUUUUAGAAUUUGGGUCGACUGAUAAAACACUCGAUGCAACUUUUAAUGGCUGCCACUGAAUACCGUGCGUUGCCACAACAUUUCUACCGUAUUUUAGACGAAUGUCGUCAUAGCAGCUUCAUAAAACCAAAAGCAGUCUUUGCUUGUUAA
Bursaphelenchus okinawaensis is the source of this 3168-nucleotide messenger RNA. The record is from the annotation of a GenBank genome assembly. Lineage: Eukaryota; Metazoa; Nematoda; Chromadorea; Rhabditida; Aphelenchoididae.